AUGGCGAUGAAGUUGAGGAUGGAGGUGAAGAAGAAGACGAAGAAGAAGAAGAAGAAAAAGGUUGUGAUAGAAAUGGUAAUGAUAGAGAUGAUAAAGAAGAAGUUUAUGAUGGAGAUGGUAUUGAUAGAGAUGAUGAAGAAGAAGUUUAUGAUGGAGAUGGUAUUGAUAGAGAUGAUGAAGAAGAAGAAGUUUAUGAUGGAGGUGGUAAUGAUAGAGAUGAAGAAGAAGAAGACGAAGUUGAUGAUGAAGAUGAUAAUGAUAGAGAUGAUGAAGAAGAAAAAGAUUAUGAUUAAGAUGAUAAUGAUAGAGAUGAUGAAGAAGAAGUUUAUGAUGGAGAUGGUAAUGAUAGAGAUGAAGAAGAAGUAG
Helobdella robusta is the source of this 366-nucleotide messenger RNA. RefSeq lists its product as hypothetical. NCBI's taxonomy places the organism in Eukaryota, Metazoa, Annelida, Clitellata, Rhynchobdellida, Glossiphoniidae. The transcript has a single exon. The record is from RefSeq and is a predicted model, not a curated record. Bases 1 to 366 code for a protein of 121 amino acids.